AUGUACAAAAGUGUUAGUGAAACAGAAAAAAACAAUAUUUAUGGGUUUGGACCCAAAAUUGGGUUAAAUACGCCAGUGAAUAUUGUUUCCUGCAGGAUGCUGUGGUGGCUGUUGCUGGGCCUGUGUUCCGCCAGUAGCGUCGCCCUCUGCCCGUCUAUGUGCCAGUGCGGCGUGACGUCGAAGGGCCGCCGAAAAGUACAGUGCGUAGAGGGCGGCAUGGUGGACCCUAUCCCCACCAACGAGAUGGACGCCGGCACCGAAGUGUUGGAGAUUUCGGCGCCGGUCGGCGACUGGAACUCGCUAAGCAUCUCGCCGACCUUCCAGCACUUCAAGCGCCUCGAGGAGAUCCACAUCCGGCGCUCCGGUCUCACCCAGAUCGGGAUGCACCCCUUCUGGGGCGUGCCCUCGCUCAAACUGCUCGAUCUGGCGGUGAAUAAUAUCAGUGGUGUGGCCGAUCAUAACUUCCGCGGCUUGGUGAAUCUAGUGGAGUUGAAUUUGGACGAUAACAGAAUAACAAGUUUGCAAAACGGAGUUUUUAAGCAUUUGACCGAGCUAAGGAUAUUGACUCUGCAGAGGAAUUUCCUCGACGAAUUAGUGCCUCGGCUGUUUUUAAAACUCGGAAAACUUCACGUGCUCAAACUUAGCGGGAAUAAAUUCGAUGAACUUAAUCCAGAAGUGUUCAAGGAUAUUCCAGAAUUACGCGUCCUGGAAUGUCGCGACUGCGGCCUCCGCCGCAUCAACACCCAAAUCUACCACUUGCUGCCUUAUUUAUCCCACCUGGAUCUGGGCGACAACCAGAUGCAGUUCAUUGCUUCGGACGAAUUCCGCGACUUGAAGCGUCUCCACAGUCUGAAACUCGACGGAAACCAGCUUCCGGUUGUGCUAGAGCAGACUUUCGUGCGCCAACAAGAACUAAAAUAUCUGUGUUUGGCUCGCAAUCGCUUGGCUAAAAUCACCAACACGGCCUUCGUGAACCUCUCAAAUCUUGUUGAUUUGGAUAUUGGGUACAAUAAGCUGGACCGGCUGGAAAUGGUGGCCCUCCAAGACAUCUCCGACACCCUCCAACGACUUGUAAUCAGCGGAAAUGCGUUCGGUUUUAAUGUGAUACGAAAUAUUUUGAAUACGGUUUUCAACGUGCGUGAGUUGGGGGUGGCUCAUAUGAACCUGCGGCAGAUUCCGAAAGGGUUUUUUCCGGACCGAAUCCGGAAAUUAAACAUUUCGGCGAAUAAUUUGACCGAGAUUGAUCCCGGGUGUCUUCCUCGGCAGCUGCUCGAGCUUGAUUUAAGUCACAAUAGCUUGCAGCGUCUUUCCGAAAGCCUCAUUUUUAAGCUCGAGGAUUUACAUUCAGUGUCUCUCGUUUCUAACCCCUGGUCGUGUCGAGUGUGCGAUUUAAGCUCUAUAAUUUUCCGCUUAAACCGCACUAAUCUAUUCAGGAACGUCACGUGUGCCUCGCCGAAGCCGGUCCAAGGACGCGAAAUCUCCACUUUGCACCUAGAGGAUCUCCCCGGGUGCAAGCCCCCCUCGCAGGACUCUACUAAAACCGGGAGACUAGGCCUUGUGGUCGGGUUUGCGAGUCUCGCUUCGUUUUCUUUGGUUUGUGUUACAUUUGCGGUGUGUUCGUGCAUGCGACGACGUGCUCGGGACGCCGUCCGCGAACAGAAACGCUUGGCGGAGCUCCAGGAGAAUUCCCUAGAUCGGCCUAUUGCGAUUUUCGCCAAGGGCGAGAUCAGCUUCAAGUUUCCGCUGGAUUUGACCGAAAGGAAAGUGGAAGUUUCGACGAUCGACGAGAUCAAGAAAGAUACACAGAGUUUACCGAACGGAACGGGAAUUUGA
Messenger RNA from Tribolium madens (black flour beetle), 1833 nucleotides. RefSeq names its product leucine-rich repeat-containing protein 4C-like. Gene Ontology annotation, cellular component: voltage-gated potassium channel complex. Gene Ontology annotation, molecular function: transmembrane transporter binding; voltage-gated potassium channel activity; potassium channel activator activity. The record is from RefSeq and is a predicted model, not a curated record. Bases 1 to 1833 code for a protein of 610 amino acids. Lineage: Eukaryota; Metazoa; Arthropoda; Insecta; Coleoptera; Tenebrionidae. The transcript has 3 exons.